UGUCGCUGCUAAUGCUAUGCCAAUGGCUAUAAGUGCAGUUUAUUCAAAUUCUAACGGAAAUUUCUACUGCCAUUUUGUCUAAUCUCUAUGCUUUUGGAUGCAGAUGAUUUAAAGCCACAUGAUGUUGGGAUAAACUCUAGUAUGCAGUAUUUCGAGCACGUCGAUUCUAAAGGGCCGCCUCGAGUUACUUAUUUGCAUUUCUAUGGUUGCUCCAAGUUUUCGUUUGGUAUCUUCUGUUUGCCGAAAUCAGCUGUCAUUCCCCUCCACAAUCAUCCUGGGAUGACAGUCUUUAGCAAGAUAUUAUUUGGUUCCAUGCACCUGAAGUCAUAUGACUGGGCGAAAAGUCCCCCGGAUAGUAGUAAUAACAACACACUUGAGGCCUCAGAUGGAGCUCGUUUAGCCAAGGUAAAUACAGAUGCUGUUUUCGACGCUUCAGCUGAGACCGUAGUUCUAUACCCAGAAAAUGGAGGGAAUUUGCACUGUUUUACUGCUUUGACUCCUUGUGCUGUGCUUGAUGUGAUGGGGCCACCAUACAACCGUGCUGAUGGAAGGGAUUGCGCUUAUUACGAUGAGUCGCCGUACUCGAGUUCAUGUGGAGAUAAACAAUAUUCUUGGCUCAAAGAGAUUCGUAGCACAUUCGAAAUGGAACCUAUACCGAUGGUGCGGAAGUUUAUUGUCUAGAUAUCUUUAACUGUCGAAGACAGACAGAUGGUACAAGGGGAAGACUGGGCCAGGAAACUCGACAAGUGACACACUUCACAGUUCUUUCGCUUAUUUCGAUCUGGGUUGAAACAGUCUCUUGUGAUUUCGGAUGACUCUGCUUCUCUUAUGUUAUCAAAUCGCGCGCGAUUCAAUUCGGGCGUACACUGCCCACAGGACUUUUCUAGGACAUGAUCAUUUUUUGUUUCCCAGUACAACUAACUGUACGCGGGUGUUUUUGAAAGUGGUCGUACACCAAAAUACCAAAUUCAGUGGGUCAUUUGCUUGGUCUGUUGAGCAGGGAGGUCAGUCCUUUUUGCCUGCUUGUUUGGGGCAUCUCUUCUGUUCAUGUAUCAAGGGUUUACCUUUUUUUCCUU
Messenger RNA from Phragmites australis (common reed), 1076 nucleotides. RefSeq names its product plant cysteine oxidase 2-like. The coding region runs from base 88 to 681 and encodes 197 amino acids. Gene Ontology annotation, molecular function: oxidoreductase activity, acting on single donors with incorporation of molecular oxygen, incorporation of two atoms of oxygen. The record is from RefSeq and is a predicted model, not a curated record. Lineage: Eukaryota; Viridiplantae; Streptophyta; Magnoliopsida; Poales; Poaceae. The transcript has 4 exons.